Messenger RNA from Dichomitus squalens LYAD-421 SS1, 426 nucleotides. RefSeq lists its product as uncharacterized. The transcript is spliced from 4 exons. The coding region runs from base 1 to 426 and encodes 141 amino acids. NCBI's taxonomy places the organism in Eukaryota, Fungi, Basidiomycota, Agaricomycetes, Polyporales, Polyporaceae. The record is from RefSeq and is a predicted model, not a curated record.
AUGAGCACGCCAAGUGACCUCUUGCAUACCUUUACCAUUCAAGGAGACAGGGGCUUCUACCUGUACUUUGAAGGUGCGUUGCAAGCCUUUACAUUCUCCUCAGAUGAGGGACUCGCCAACCCGGUUCUUUCAAGCCGCCUCGGCAACUCUCUUGGUGAGGACGUCUCUUUGACCGGCCUCCCCCAUAUUCUCAUCUCGCGCAAGGAUUUGGAGGCCUUCUCUACGCUCCCCGAAGAAGUCGCUCUCGUGUGGGCUUCCGAACGCAGUGCCCUCAACCUCCUUUUCUUUCUCAACCAAUACUUUCCCUGGCUUUCGACGUUACAAGCAAUCUACAACUCAGUUGUGAUUAUGCGUCUCGACAGCUACCUCGUCACUCACUACUACUUCACAGCUAUGUUUGAUACGCUGGGACGUGUUGUCGUGUAA